AUGGCUGGUAAAGGAAGAUCUACGAAAAAUUCUAAUAGCGAUGCUCUACGAUGUGAAAAAGAAUCAACAGAUGUUCAGUGUGUUUGUUGUGGGAUUUCGUUUGCUGUCGGCAUGACUGAGGAAUCGUUAGAACUAUUGAAGGCAUGUGAUAACGUCAAAUUUGUGUGUGAUGAGUGCUUGAAGUCACCAUCAAUAAAGGAUCAGAUCAUCAAAACAGUUGAGAGUGGAAAAGCUGAGAUAUGUGACAGGAUAAACAGCUUAAGUAAAGAGAUUAGAUCAGAAAUCGAUGCAAUCAAGGUAAAAUUGGAAGCAAAUGAAGGCAAAAUGUCUGGAUUGGAUGUCCCUGGAUCAAAGCUCUGUGAUGAGAUUUCGAACUUUAGAAAUGAAAUGACCAGAUCAUUUGCUAGCGUGGUCAGUUCUGAGGUUGUGAAAAGUGUCCAAAUCAUAAACGAUGAUGUAAAAAAAGUGCAAAAAACGUUAACCAAUGUAAUGGAAUCGAAGGAACGAGAGGCAAAUAUAGUGGUUUUUCGACUGAGUGAAGGAACGGACGACAGAAACAGGGUUUGCAAGAUAAUCAGUCAUCUGACCGGUGGUGUCUGCGGUGAAACAAACAUAAUAAAGUUGGUACGACUUGGUAAGAAAAAUGAUACGGUGGUAAGACCAAUUUUGGUAAAGUUUGAUGAUGUCAAGGUGAAGGAACUCGUUUUCAAAAAUGUUUUUAAAAUGAAGUCAGUAGGCGAUAAUCUGUCUCAUGUUGGUCUGAGUCAUGAUCUUACUGUUGAGCAAAGAGAUGAACUUAAAAAAUUGGAUGGACGACGCCAGACAGAUGGAGAAAAACUCAACGGAGGGUUUUUUAUACAGAGUGCGAGGAGACGUAGGAAAAGGGAAAAUAGUACAUUUUCCUGCAAGGAAAGAGUCAAACUGAUGAAUGGACGACAAGGGCCUGGAUAUGAGUUAUGCAGUUUGAUCAAAUGUGGUAGUCACGGUUUCCACAGUGGUGGUGAUGAUAACAGCAAUUCUAAUGAAAAUUUCAAUCUGGGUUUGUUAAAUGUUAGAUCAAUUGCACGUAAUGUUGACGGGAUUUAUGGACUAAUUUGUGAUGGAUUGGAUGUGUUAGUGUUGACUGAAACUUGGCAUGGCUUGCCUGGGAACAACUCUGUCAGUGCUGCUAUGCCACCGGGGUACUGUUACGUGGACUUUGUCAGGCAGCAUGAUCCUGGCCACGGUGGACUGGUCAUAUAUUUCCGCAAAGAGUUUGGUUGCAGAAAGAUAAAUUUGCCUUCAUUUGUAACGUUUGAAGUUGUCGCCAUUAGAUUAGUAAUCAAUAAAAAUCAAUUCAUUCUUCUGGGUGUAUACAGGCCUGGCUCGGCACAGAUAACCGUUUUAUUUUUUGAUGAGUUGGUGUCAGUUCUAGAGCAUAUAACGAUGUUAAAUGCAAAUAUUUUACUGAUGGGCGACUUUAAUGUGCAUAUCGAAAGGAAAGAUGAUCCAAACACCAUACGUUUAUUUGAAAUAUUUGAGGUCUUUCAACUAGUUAAUCAUGUUAACGAGUCAACGCAUUUACGAGGUGGGACAUUGGAUCUGGUUGUUAGCUCCGUUGAUUUUCCUAUUAUUAGUACUACAGUCUUACCUCAUGGAGUUUUUUCUGAUCACAGUUUUAUAACAGUUGAAACAAUAAUUGCUAAACCAUGUCGUAUCCCAACAAAAAGGUUUGUCAGAUCAUGGAAAAAUAUUGAUGAGGAUAGAUUUGUUGAAGCUGUCUUAAAUUCUCCCCUGUCUGGUUCUUGCCUCAGCAAUGAUGUUGAUGAUGAGCUAAAAAUUUUUAAUGAAGAGUUGAAGAGUAUCAUUGACAGGCUGGUACCCAAACGGUCGCGAUCCUCGCUUCGUGAUACCUGUGUUUGUUCUAAUCUAUUGUUUUUCCGAAGAUACGCUCUUCAACUUGAUCAAGUGCUGGUGUAUGGUAGUUUUGUAUUUUUCGUAAUGUAA
Molecule: messenger RNA, 1986 nt
Organism: Helobdella robusta
Lineage: Eukaryota; Metazoa; Annelida; Clitellata; Rhynchobdellida; Glossiphoniidae
Exons: 2
Coding region: 1-1986 (661 amino acids)
Molecular function (GO): catalytic activity
Source: RefSeq, a predicted model, not a curated record